Molecule: messenger RNA, 501 nt
Organism: Fomitiporia mediterranea MF3/22
Lineage: Eukaryota; Fungi; Basidiomycota; Agaricomycetes; Hymenochaetales; Hymenochaetaceae
Exons: 5
Coding region: 1-501 (166 amino acids)
Source: RefSeq, a predicted model, not a curated record
AUGGGUGCAGCAUGCAUGCAAGUGGCAGAGAAUAUUUCAGCCUGUGUUGCAAAUGCUCCAAAUGUGGUGGUGCUGAUUAUCGACUGGUCUGUUCCAAUGGUGUACGGAUUUAUUCUCAUGCUACUUGCACUGUACAAAGCUGCAGAGUACUGGAGAAUGUCAGCAGGACUCAAAGGGUUCAAACUUGUGAAGAUUCUCAUCCGCGAUCAGAUAAUAUAUUUCCUUCUUGCGGUGUCAUGCUGUGUUUUAAACAUUAUGGAAAUCAAAUUGGUUCCAACCAACGACAAUCUAGCAACACUCAUUCAGCAAGCUGGAAACCCAGCAUUCCUAUGUAUCCUGGGCAGCCGGCUAUUCUUCAACAUGAAGGAAGCCGGAAAGCUGGGAGUCAAUGAAGGCACAAGCUAUCGUAUGAAAUCCUUGAGUAACAUCGAGUUUGAGCAGACUCAGCCUGCUGGAAGUGAAGCCAGUACUCGUGAUACGAUGACAGCCGAGGAUGUGUAA